Molecule: messenger RNA, 348 nt
Organism: Angiostrongylus costaricensis
Lineage: Eukaryota; Metazoa; Nematoda; Chromadorea; Rhabditida; Metastrongylidae
Source: the annotation of a GenBank genome assembly
AUGACACGAGCGAUUUUAAAAUGUAGUGCUGCGGUGAAGGACGAUGAAGAGUUCACCAAGACAACAAUAACGACAACAACAAUAGACGCUAUAGAUGGGCCACGCGGUGAGCGGCAGUGGUUGGGUAGACGGAAGACAGAGGGUAGGAGGGCGGAUGUAUGUGCAUGCAUGGGUGGGUGGGUGGUGGCGAUGAUGUUGGAGAUGCUGAUGGGAAAGGUGAAGGUGCAAAUGGAUGCGCAUUGGCUGCGCAACGUUACUGAAUGUCCUUGGCCUAUUACCAUGCGCUACGAGACUUAUGCUAUUGCUGUUGGUGGUCCAUACUGGAUUAUAAAUCCUUUGCCAUACUAG